AUGUCGUUUACUCUACUGGUCGUCGCCUCCAUUGUCAUCUUACCAUUCUUGACUUACUAUACAACUUCAACUUUAUUCAUCCGACGGUCCAACAGCAAGUUGACUGGCAAAGAGCCACCCACGAUACCAUAUUUCGUCCCUGGGCUAUUCAGCGCCGCUGCCUUUGCUCAAUUGGGCGCUCGAAGAUACUUUGCGGAGCUUAUCAAAGAUUAUGGUGCGUUCGCUCCGUUUAGAGUUCGAGCGGGGCUGCGCUCUUAUGUCGUUUUGCGAGAUCCCACGCACAUGCGAAGGGUAUUAGAAGCCAAAGACCAUCUGACCACCAGAGCUGCCAGAGUCGAGAUGUCUGACAAGCUGUUCGGAUCACCAGAUGCCGAUAGUCAUUCUCAUAAGAGCGAAGCCAGAAAUCACGAGGAGGCCAAGGAGAGUCUACCCAAUGACGGUUGUUUCCAUAUCUCCGACGCUGCUUUGACGUCGAGUAUCGACAUUUACAUCUCUAUCUUGUCUGCAAACAUGCACGACAAGAUGUUUCAGUAUGAUACCUGGACGCGCAUCGAAGAUCUGUGGUCGUUCUUUCAGUUGGUGAUCGUGCGCUGCACGAUCCAGACGCUCUUCGGAUCUGUACUGUUGAAGCAAUAUCCUAGGAUGGUGCGCGACUACAUCGACUUCAACGCUGCAACAGAAGGCUUUGUGUCUGGCAUGCCUCGUGUCAUGGUUUCCAGUGCAGCGAAGCCGCGCGACCGCUUGCUUGAGGGCAUGAAGAAUUGGGUACCCAUGGGUCGCGGUGAGUCGGACACCGAUGAAACGGAACAGGGCAGGGAAUCAGCCACCGUCUAUCCAACAUGGGACGAGAAAACAGGAUUACUCGUCGUUCGAGAACACAUCAAUCAAUGCCACAGCAUCUCCAAGCGCAAAUACUACAUGCUAAAGGGUACAGCUGCAGAGGUACUGGGCAUCACACAUGCAACCAGCACCGAACUAUUAUCCUCUACCUUCUGGACAACGAUCGAAACCUUGCGAAAGUCACAUCUUACCCGCAACAUGACAGCUACCAUUGCCCAGCACUUUUCCCCCAUUAUACACAAGUACGACGUUCUCGGAUUGGUUCAGGACCCGGGCGUCAGGUCACUCCAGACCGAAGUUCGCAGGCUUCGGACAGCAGCCUGUGUGAUGCGUACCAACGAGACUGACGGCUUCCCACUGGACAAACAAUGGUCGCUACCCAAAGGAGCCACAGUGGCCAUGUUCUCUCAUGAUAUCGCCCUCAAUACCGACGUGUGGAAGAAAGCUCAGCCCCGAGCUUUGGAAAGGCCACUCGAAGAGUUCUGGGCCGAGCGCUUUACUUUGCCUGAGCAGAGUAGGAACAAGAGACCUGCUGGCGUGGAAGAAACAAACGAGUCCGAUGCUGGAGAAUUUGGAGAUCUUAUCAUGACGCUUACCGCGUGCGAUCAGUUUCCGGGCUCCCGCUUCAUCUCAGCCAUGCAAACGGCGACGCUGGCGGUGAUUUUUGCCGAAUUCGAGAUUCAGUUGAGCGACGCCGAGGAAGUAGAUGCAGUGUUGCCUCCUCUGCGCGCGUUUGCAUACGGCACAGUGAAGCCACUGGAUAAGAUCGCUGUGCGUGUUCGAAAGCGCCGAACAUAA
Messenger RNA from Didymella exigua CBS 183.55, 1638 nucleotides. RefSeq lists its product as uncharacterized. The coding region runs from base 1 to 1638 and encodes 545 amino acids. NCBI's taxonomy places the organism in Eukaryota, Fungi, Ascomycota, Dothideomycetes, Pleosporales, Didymellaceae. The record is from RefSeq and is a predicted model, not a curated record. Gene Ontology annotation, molecular function: oxidoreductase activity, acting on paired donors, with incorporation or reduction of molecular oxygen; heme binding; iron ion binding. The transcript is spliced from 3 exons.